Messenger RNA from Alligator mississippiensis (American alligator), 4325 nucleotides. RefSeq names its product zinc finger protein 708. Gene Ontology annotation, biological process: regulation of transcription by RNA polymerase II. The record is from RefSeq and is a predicted model, not a curated record. The coding region runs from base 103 to 3015 and encodes 970 amino acids. Lineage: Eukaryota; Metazoa; Chordata; Crocodylia; Alligatoridae. The transcript has 9 exons. Gene Ontology annotation, molecular function: DNA-binding transcription factor activity, RNA polymerase II-specific; RNA polymerase II cis-regulatory region sequence-specific DNA binding.
ACGCGCCCGGGGGCGGGGUGCGCCCAGCCCGGCCCGGCCCCGAUCCCGAUUAGCCAGCAACGAACAAGCCCCGCCCCGCCUCUUCGGGGCGCCUCUGACGUCAUGGAACGUCAUGAGUGUGGCGUGGGGGGGGGCUGGGCAGCUGGGGUUGCGCUCCGCUCCCAGGAGCGCCCGCGGGGGGGGAGGAGGCGGCUGCCCCCGGGACAGCGGGGCGGGGCGGGGCGAGGGGGGACACAGCGUGCGCUGCCUUCUCUGCGGCCCGGAUCGCUUGUUCCCGUGCUGCUGCGAGGCCGCGCAGACUGGACACUGUGGCAGGUGCGAGCACAGAGCAGCGAGAGCCCAGGUCCUGGCGGAGAGGCCUCUGCCGGGGCAGACGGUGGAUGCACUGGAGCCCGUGGCAGCCCUGCUGCAGCCGGAGGUGACGCCGGAGGAGAAGGCCCCGGGGGGCUCCGGGCAGGACAAGUCCCUUGUCUCGUCCAGACUGGCACCGGGGACGCUUCCAAGGUGCGGCGGGUGCCACGUAUCAACCAGCCACUGCAGGAGGAGCCGGUCCAGCACCGGGAGAUGCAGGGGCAGGCAGUGAUGCAGGCCAUGCAGCCCCCGUCUGAGGCCGAUUCCCCCAGAGACCCCCCAGCCGGGGCCGGGGCCGAGCUCCCCGGCCCAGAGCCCUGGCGCCAGCGCUUCCGGGGCCUGUGCUACCGGGACGCCCCGGGGCCGCGGGAGGUGUGCCGGCGCCUGCAGGAGCUGUGCCGGGGCUGGCUGGAGCCCCAGCGCCGCAGCAAGGAGCAGGUGCUGGAGCUGGUGGUGCUGGAGCAGUUCCUGGCCAUCCUGCCCCCGGGCAUGCGGAGCUGGGAGUGGGGGCGCAGCGUGCAGACCUGCGCCCAGGCCGUGGCCCUGGCCGAGGGGUUUCAGCGGGGGCUGGAGGAGGACGAGAAACGCCAGGUCGCGGCGCGGGGGAAGGUGCAGGACGUGGGCGCAGAGGAGAUGCCGCCCCUGGGGGCGCGGCGGGAGCCUGGCGAUGCCUGGCGGGAGCAGCCCCAGGCCCGCGGUGCCGACAGGCCGCUGGAGAAGGCAGGACACAGGGAGACGCCGGGGCCUCAGGACCCCGAGGAGGAGCCCCCGCCCCGCCAGGAGUCAGACUGCCCCAAAACAGAGGAGACCUGGGAGAUGUCAGCAGAUGAAAGCUCCUCGGGCUGCUGCCCCAGACGAGGCCCUUCCCCAGGAGCAGGUGCCGGGACCCUGAGCAGAGCUGAGCAGAAGCGUCCUGGAGAAGAGCCUGUAACCCUGGAGCUGCACAGGGCUCCCCCAGGGAGCCUGGAGGAGAGGGGCUCCCCGACACGUGAGCUGGGCCAACUGCAGAAGGGGCAGGGCAGGCCUCCAAGGCAAGAGCUCCGGGAGGUGUUUGAGGACGUGGCUGUGUACUUCACGCAGAAGGAGUGGGAGCUGCUGGAAGAUGAAGACAAGGUGCUUUACCGGGACCAGAUGCUGAAGAAUUUCGACGCCUUCAUUUCCCUGGGAUAUCAGGGUCCCACACCUGACUUAAUCUGCAGCAUCCAGAAGGGACAGGUGGAGCUGUGGGUCGGUGAUGAUGAGGAUGGUGGGGAAAUCUCAGGGCCCAAGGACCUGCUGUCAGGAGGCGCCUGGCUGCUGAGCAGAGCUGAGGAGCAACCUCCUGCGGAUGGGGCUGCAGACCUGGAGCCAGCAGGGACUUCCCCAGGGAGUUUGGCUGAGAUGGACCCCCUGACACCCGAGGAGGAUCAGUGGCACAAGAGUCAGGGGAGGCCCCAAAAGCAGAAGGGGAAUGAAGCGGUGAACCAGCACCGACGCACCCACCUGGGCAGGAAGACACACCGCUGCACUGAGUGCAAGAAGAACUUCAUCUGCUGGCAAGACCUGUCCCAGCACCAGUGUGGGCAGCACUGCUGCACCAAGUGUGGGAAGAGAUUCAAGCAGCUCUCCAACCUGGCUAGGCAUUGGUGCAUGCACACGAGGGACCAGCCACAUCAGUGCUCAGAGUGUGGGAAGAGCUUCACCCGAUCCUCUCACCUGGCCCAACACAAGCGCAUCCACAUGGGGGAGAAGCCACAUCAGUGCUUGGAGUGUGGAAAGUGCUUCCCCCGAUCCUCUGACCUGACCAAACAUUGGCUCAUCCACACAGGGGAGAAACCACACCAGUGCUCGGAGUGUGGGAAGAGCUUCUCCCGACCCUCUCACCUGGCCCGGCACCAGCGUAUCCACACAGGGGACAAGCCACAUCGGUGCUCAGAGUGUGGGAAGAGCUUCUCCCGACCCUCUCACCUGGCCCGGCACCAGCUCAUCCACACAGGGGGGAAGCCACAUCAGUGCUCGGAGUGUGGGAAGAGUUUCACUCAGUCCUUGAGCCUGGCCCAGCAUCAGCAAAUCCACAGACGGGAGAAGCGACAUUGGUGCUCGGAGUGUGGGAAGAGCUUCCCUCGAUCCUCUGACCUGACCAAACACCAGCUCAUCCACACCGGGGAGAAGCCACAUCAGUGCUCGGAGUGCGGGAAAAGCUUCAACCGAUCCUCUAACCUGGCCCGGCACCAGCUCAUCCACACCGGGGAGAAGCGACAUCAGUGCUCCGAGUGUGGGAAGACCUUCACCCGAUACUCCUACCUGGCUCAACACCUUCUCACUCACACCGGGGAGAAGCGACAUCAGUGCUCAGAGUGUGGGAAGAGCUUCACCCGAUCCUCCCACCUGGCCCAGCACCAGCGUAUCCACACAGGGGAGAAGCCACAUCAGUGCUCAGAGUGUGGGAAGAGCUUCACCCAGUCCUCUAACCUGGCCCGGCACCAGCUCAUCCAUAUAGGGGAGAAGACAAAUCAGUGCUCGCACUGUGGGAAGAGCUUUGCUUGUUUCUCCUCCCUGGCCCAGCACCAGCUCAUCCACUUGCAAGAGAAGCCACAUCAGUGCUCAGACUGUUGGAAAAGCUUCACCCGAUCCUCUAAUCUGACCAAACACCAGCUCAUCCACACAGGGGUGAAGCCACAUUAGUGCUGAGAGUGCAGGAAGCACUUCCUCCACUCCUCCAAACUGGCCCAGCACCCGUGCAUCCAGAUCUGGGAGCAUCCAUCAUUCUGCCAGCAAUGCAAGAAGGGCUUGGGGAUGUAUACUAGCUCAACACCCACCCAUGUCUGCAUCCAGGGAAGUGGUCUCAUGGUGGUGAGAUGCAGCAACAAGUUCACCCUUUGUUCAGCCCUUCUAGGGCACUGCAGGUCCCAAAGGACACAAAGCCUGGCCUCCCAGGAUUUAUGUGUAUGAAGGGUUAAAAGGAAACGCUUCAGGCAGAGGCCAGCCCAGAUGCUGGGGAACCAGUGAGGAGAAGAUCUUUGCAUCAGUCUUGGAGCCUGUGGCAUCCCCGUCGUUCUCCAAAAGCAGCUGGUGCUCCCACGGGGAGAAGUACCUGCACAGUAGGUGCCCUCCCCAAGACAGCUGGCUCCAAAUGACCCCCAGGGACUGUCUUUGGCCAGCUCCCAGCUUCACCUUCCCUCCUGGUCCCAGGGUCCUUGUAUGUGAGGCUCUGGAGUUGCAGGGAGGAGGACAUAGAUUGCUAGGGACGCAUUCCCUGCCUUCCCCCCUGACCUUGCCUUUCUUCCCCACCACAUCACCCCUCUCCCAGGCCUGCACGUGCCCACCGGGGUCUGCAAGAAACUGCUACAGCCACCCCGUGAGCCCAGUUUUGGCAGGUUUUGCUUCUCAGCCCCUUGUCACGACUCUGCAUCAGCAGGUGCCAGCUGCCCCCCUGCCCUCCUUCCCUUCAUGCCAUUCUGUAUAACAAUUUCCUUGGUAAUCAAGGCCCACAGCUUAACACGAUACCCCUGUGGUUGGUCUCUCUGUCCUCUGCAGAGCUGUGAAAUGGGAACAGACCAGGGCUCAGAACCCUUUCCAUGAAAGAUCUCUGUGAUUUCUCAGCUCCUUCCCUAUCCAGGGGAUUCACCACGAUCCAGGGGGGUUUGCUAAGCUGCACGAGUUGGUCAUAUUUGAGGCAUCAGCCCCGUGUUCUUCUGUGCAGCCAAGGGCCCUGCCCUUUUGAAUGACCCUCUGGCCAGGGGGAAGCAGAGUCUCUUCUCUGGGUUGAAUGUGCUAGGUGGGGUAACGGAGGUGCCGCCUGUGACAGGUCCUGGCCCUUCUGUGGAAGGGCAGGGAAAGUACGAAGGUGUGCUCUGGGUGAAACGCAGCAUGUUGUAAUCUCCCAUUGGGAAUAUCUGAUGACAGCCCUAGGAUUGGUAGCUAUAGAAUGGUUUGAUUAUUUGUAUUGUCGUUUUUCUGUUCUUACUCUGUAUUAAUACAUUUGCCUAUUAUCA